This is a messenger RNA of Gaeumannomyces tritici R3-111a-1, 5557 nucleotides long. RefSeq lists its product as hypothetical. The transcript has a single exon. The coding region runs from base 1145 to 5092 and encodes 1315 amino acids. The record is from RefSeq and is a predicted model, not a curated record. Gene Ontology annotation, cellular component: cytoplasm. Lineage: Eukaryota; Fungi; Ascomycota; Sordariomycetes; Magnaporthales; Magnaporthaceae. Gene Ontology annotation, molecular function: ATPase inhibitor activity; protein-folding chaperone binding.
GUGGGUUCAAAACCAAGGCAGCCGACAGGCCCAGAGAUCGUCAGCAGCAGCAAGCAGCAGCAGCAGCAGCAGCGUGGGCGACACCUCGCUUGUCGAGGGGGCUGCGGGUGAUUGAAUCAAGGUGGCGCGCAGGCUUGAUUCUGGGCUUGUUACGCUUUUAUUUUACGACCCAGACGCCAUCGCCGCCACACGAGGGAGAGGAACCGGGGAAGGUUUUAGCAACGAAGCUGGUCAAAAAGGCCCGGUUGCCGUUCCUGGCGAUCCGGUUCUGGUCCUCAACACCACAGGGCUAAUCUCGUUGUGGGCGGGCAGCCUCUUGCCUGCUCCCUUUUGUCUGCUUUCUCGAGGGAGCAACGUCGUUGACGGCCGUCUCCGCCCUACCCAGACCCAGACCCAGCAACCAGGGCCCUUCCCACCCCCGAGGGGCUUCCUUUGGCCCACUUGUGCCGUUUGUACUUUGUAGAUCCUUUUUAUUAUUUCUCGCCGCCCGCGUGCCCGCCACCCGCCUUGGGCAGCAGCCUCAUCUCCCUCACCGGUCCACUCGGCCCUGCGCCUCCCUCACCCAACUCGUCUUCAGACACUCGAGCAAGGACGGGGUUGCCCUGUCGCUGCUGCGUUGCCAGCGGCACUAGCAGGACUCUGAUAUCGGACGGACCGUGGGUCCCGCCCGCCCGCCACACUCUUCUCUUCUCCCACCACUCGCUGCUGCACCCUCGGCCGCUCUUGGUCAUCCCUCGGAGGCGUGCAGAGCCGUUCUUUGUGCCUCUACUACCCCGACUUGCAAAAUAAGCCAAGAGCCUCGCCCUCGCCUGUUCUCUGCUGCGGUGGGAGCAUGUGCGUUGCAGAAUCGCAGAGACCCAAACACCAAGAGACAACACCAGCACCCCCCUGCUCCCCUCCGCCGCUGGUCGUCGUCACCCAUUUCCUCCGAGACGCCCUUCAACCCCGCGGCGAGAAUGCCACCUUACCCGCGCAACCAAGCAGCCGGCAGCCUCCUGGGACGAUGGUGAGCUCGGCUUGAAGCCUCCCCCCUCAGAGGAGCUGCCAAGCACCAAGAAGGAAGGAUCCCAUCACAGCAGCACGACCAAGACUGCGUAGUGUCUCCUGUGCAGCACUCCCUCUGUCCGCUCAGUUUCAUUCCAGCAUGCUGGGAAAGCUCUUCAACCUGACGGCGGGCGCCGGCGGCGAUGCCUCCCCGUCCGCUUACGGCCCGGGCUCGUCCUCGCCGUCCAAACACAUCGUGUCCCUCGAGUCGGUGCAGGAGGACAUGCACACUCGCAACCUGCUGUUUCCCGACGCCGAGUCUCUGUACCGACACCGGAACGAUCAGGUCUUCCCGCUGUCCGCCGGCCCUCACCCGCCAUCCGCCUUUGCUCCCAACUCGUUCGACUACGACUGCGACAUCGACAUGGACCCCCGGGACGUCCGCAUCCUCAUCAUGCAGGACGCCUUGAGCUCGAUGCACGCCGCUCUCAUAUACGACAGCCAGGCCCCUCCCCCGCCCACCUCACCCCCAGCCGACCGCCCCUCCACCGUGGCCGGCUUUGCCUCCAACGAUCCCAGGCGCCAGCCCGUGUCACCCCGCAAGACGAGCGUGGGCCAGGCAUCCCGUCCCCUGGCCAUCCAGCAAGAUGGACAGCCGCAGCAACAGCAGCCGCGCCAGGGCGCGUUCGAUCGCAGAGCCUCGAUGCAGGGUCGCCCGCAGCCCCGUAUCGAAUCCGAGUCCCAACGCGCCCACCGCGAGUAUGUCGAUGAGCUCAACGUGUUUUCUAGCUGUAUCUUCGGCAACUCGGAGCUCAUGGCCUACAAGGGGACCUCCACCAAGGUCCACGUCGUGCCGUCGGACCCCCGCAGCGACUUCAUGUCCUCCGCCUUCGGAGACGGCAGGGGCUCGCUGGGCCGGGGCAGCGUGCGCUCCAGCAAGCUCUCACAGUCGUUUUCCUCCGAGGCCGUUGGGGACUUCAUGCCCCAGAUGUCCGCGGCAGCACCACAGCGCUUCUCCCAGCGCAAGAAGGUGCUCAUCACCCGGCUUUUCCCCGUGACCCUGCCCAACGUGGAGGAAACGGCCAACCAGAACUUUGCAACGCCGCAUAGUCGCUUCUCGGAGGACAGCACCGGGUUCCCGUUCCCCCCGCACAACGGAGACGACGCCAAGGCCAAGAAGAAGCCACAGCCCAAACAGAAGCGCACGCCAAUGUACGCAGUGGCUCUCAUCAUCAACCUACCCCAGGGCCCCUCCCAGGUUGCCCAGAACAAUGCUUCGGCCUCGCGGCAGAUGUUCCGAGGGUCCGGCUCGUACAACGAACAAGACUCGUUUCCGUCUUCGUUCGGGUCCUCCCGCCGGUCGGGAUGGACAAUGGUGGGCCAGGGGAUGGCAGCGGCAGCGGCAGCGGCAGCGGCAGCGGCAGCGGCAGCGGAUGCGGUGGAGCCGUCGUACGUGGCCGACAUCGAGGACCGCAUCGAUCCCAUCACACAGCAUUGGGACGUGAUAAUGCGGACCUUGACGCACCUACAGUCGGUGGUUGCGACCAAGCUGUACGGCAUGCUCAGGCAGCUCGACAUUGGUUCCCCAGAUCACGCGCCCUCGGCUGCGGCCACUCAGAUGUCGCGGCAACCCUCGCUGUCGCGGCGCAGGAGCGAUGAUGGGGUGGCCAGCAAACCCCACAAGACCAACGCCAAGGUCUUGGCCCUGCUGCAGCAUUGCCUGAUGGAGGACCAAGACGUCCAGGGAGAGGUCGAUCUCGCCAAGGCGCGCAUCGUCUCGGGGCUGCGCGCCACGCGCGUCACCACGGGCCAGAACCGCUGGGGCAUCUGGCGCGAGGAGGCCAGGUGGGUGGCCAGGUGGGCUGGGGGGAAGGAGCACGGCUUCUUCUUCUACAACCUCCUGACGGGCUACCUUGCGACCCACACGGACUGGCUCCAGGCGCUGGGGCCGUCGUACUACCGCAAACGGCACCUCCACCAGGUCAAGGCCCGGGGCGAGGAGGACAUGGGGCUUCCUGCGCGCACCGUUAUCGUGUCCAACGACAAGAUGGCCGCUCGGAGGCUGAUCUUUCUGCUCGCCGCCUUCCUGCCCGCCAACCAGCAGGUGCCCACAAACCUGCGGCCACACCGCCCAAGCACCUCGGCAGCCUCGUUUGGCGGUGCCUUCUCGCACUCCCCGCCCUCGUACGUCGUGCCGAUCCCAAAGGAGGAGUCGCUCCGGCGCAAGAUAAACCGCAGGGCCGCCCCGAGGAGAGCAUCGCACUCGCGCACAGCCAGCCUGCAGAGCCAGGCCGGCCGCGGCGGUGUAGGAGGCGUGCCUGCCCAGCUAGCCCACCUCAGCACGGACCGUAGCGGCCACGAGCGGCGGCCAUCAGAUGCCAUCUCCAUCCGGACCACGCAGCUGCCCAUGUCGUCCAGCGACUCGCAUACGAGAAAGAGCAGCGCGGCGACGGCCGCAACCAUCGCCCCCGAGGCCACCGUCCCCCACUUUUCCACCCUGCAGACACAGCAGACACAGCAGUCGCUCCCCCGACACCGACCAGGAAGUGCCAACAGCGUCGCCGCCGACGACCUCAAGCGCACCCUGCAGCGCGGUGACAGCAGCGGCCUGGGCCAGGUUGUUGGCGGCAACGGUGGCGUUCCAGGCAUCGGCGGCGAGAACCGUCCAACCUCGAGCACAUGGGGCGUCCUGGCUGGCUUGUGGAGCGCCAGGCGCCGCGAGUCUCGCGGGUCUGCCGACAUAUCUUCUCCGGCAUCGGCGACGCCCAUGUCGCCCACCAAGGCCGCGUUCCGGGGUCAACAGGAGUCGCCGAGGUACGCGGCUAGAACCUCUGCCGAGAUCAGGGUGGCCAGGACGGUGAUUCCCAGAGACGGGGCCCCCACGACAGGUAACUAUGGGGCGCGCAUGCCAUCGGAGGACCGGGCUUCUGCUGCCAAAGUGGCGGAGCCGCGGUCCCCCGUCGCCGACGGGCCCCUGAGCCCACGGAUCCCUCGACUAGCACGCCUCGCCACGGACGAGUCUCCCUCCUUCACGCCGUCAGCGAGGUCGAGCGCAACCUUUGCAAGAUUGCCAGAUCCGGCCGGCGCGUUCGAGUCGCCUGUCAAGACGUCCAUCAACGCCGACGAUGGCGUCAUUGACGUCGACGUCCCCUUUCCCGACUACAUAACCUCGUUCGAGACGGCCGUUAGCUCGCCGUCGAGCAGCGGUUAUCUUUCGACCCCCGGCGGCAGCGGCCUGGAGUUGUUUGAGCACUCCAGCCGCCCGGCGGUCGACGGCGACCUCCCCUUUAACGUAGCGGGAUGGCUGCAGCAUUACCACCCGGACUUCAUCCUGCAGGCGGUGCCGCCGCAGCUCGGCCUCGAGGAGCAGAUCAAGGCAUCACUGCGGGCGGAGCCGUCGCCUCCCACGCCGGCGUCGUCACAUUCCUUGUCGCUGGAGCCACAGCAGGAGCGAUGGGUGGACGUUAGCAGCGUCAUCGUCGCCGAUACUACAACUCUCAGCAUCAAGCGGAUCCGGUAUAGUCGGCUGGUGAAGCCCAAGCCGCCUCCGCCCGAGUUUGGAGGCCCCGGCUCGCUCAUCUCGGCAUCUUCGGUCUACACCCACGGUUCGGCUGCGGCGCUGCUUACGCCGGCCAUAUCGCCGUAUGAGACGACUCUGGAGGACCGGUUCGUCGAGGAGCCCAUCGUGACGCUCGACGAGGUCCUGGUCGAGGCCGUCGAGCGCGUCGUCGGCCACGGGGUGGUCGGCGGCGACCAGACGACGACGGGGUGCCGGCGCGGGAACUCGGCGAGCUCGUCCAGGUCGGCGAGCAAGCGGCGCGGCCGGAGCAACAGCGAGUCGACCGAGGCGGGCGAGCAGCACGGCCUCGCCCCGCCGGCCACCAUCAUCCCCGGCAUCACCAGCGCCCCCCAGGCGCAGGAGGUACCCCGCGCCGAGUGCAAGACGGUGAUCCUGUCGGCGCUCGAGGAGGUCGUCAGGGAGGUCGUCGAGAGGCGCGAGAAGGAGUCGCAGGCCGAAACCCGCGACGACGAAAACCGCGACGCAAGUGAGAACGACCUCAGGCUUGCCGUUAGGGGCUGGUUGGAGAGCGUGGAGAUGGGGGAGUGAUUUAGAGACGACUCUUUGGGCUGCUGGCCCAUGAUGAUUGGUGUCUGGUCGUCGCCAGGCCAGCCCAUCCAUUCAUUCAUUCCCUUGGCUUUUUCCCACCCUUGUUACCCCUUGUCGGUCAUCCUGCCCGUCCACUGUCCACCGCUCCGCCAUCCAGUUCUCCUGGAAUCUAGGGAGGGCAACUUGUACAAAAGCAUGAUAGUUCUUGUUUUCGUUUAUCCCACAAAGCACCGAAACAGGCGCGCUCUUGAAUGGCACUAUACCCUUUACUGGCUGUUCAGACUUUUCUUUUUUUUUCCUUGAUUCCUUUUUUCCCUCUUGUUCCUCUUCUUUCCCUCACUCACGGAGCAAGCGCGCUUCCGACACAUCAUCACGAAACUGUUAGGGAGAGACGAUUUAUUCUCAAUGAAACCUAAAUAUGUUUUGAUUUCGACCUCGCUUGCCAACCCUCAAUGAUGUCUUGCU